AUGCAGCAGGUGGGGUUGGGUGUCGGCAUCACUGCGGUCGCCUUCGAGACGGGUCGCCUCGUGAAGGAGAUUGGCAAGAUGAUUAGAGAUUUCCGCGGCAACCGGGCUCGAGACCGCUGCGCGAAGCUCCAGGUCGAGGCCGAAAAGCUCAAUAGACUGCUCCACAUCAUGCCAGGGGCUGUGAACAACUCGGUCGGUAUCGCCAACGAGGCCCAGUCCUGCAUGGCGGACAUCAAAGACUACACGGACCGCAUGGCUAACAGCGGCAUGCUCGACGACGCAGUGGAAGUUUGGUGGCAGAGGAGAUACGACAUCAUUCUCGCCCGGACUAGACGGGUAAGUGAGGCUCUCACGGUCGGGCUGUUAGCACGAACAGACUUCAAUCCCCUGGGCCGGCUCGGGACGGAUGGCAGGGUACGCCCAGUCUCGCCCAUCACCAUCGCAGAUCCGACCGUCAUAACAUUCGAUGAUGCGCGCUCGACAGGGUACGGCAUCAUUGAGGGCCACGGCCAUGUCGUCUUCCGCCGGCUCAAGGACAGCCAAUACAGCCUGGAAGCGCUUGACCUGUACCAGCGGCUCCAAGAGCGCAGCUACGUGCAGCAACUACGGGGGCUCACCGAGGUCGAGGGCCAGGUCUACGUCGUCAUGCAAGACUGCUCGUCGCACAAAACCCUCAACAAGUUGUGUGCCGAGGAGAAGUUGCCGCUCGACCUGCCGUCGAGGAUCGAGAUCGCCUGGCACCUCGCCAGGACGUUCGCCUGGCACCACCGCUCCUACAUACUCGUCAAGGCCGCGAGCGACGAAUCCAUAUUCAUGAAGCGCGCGAACCAGACCUUUAUACCCAUUUUAACCGGUCUCGAGCACAUGCGUAGCCUUUACGAGCUAUCAACCGGCUUGAGAUUUGACUGUAGAUAUGAGGCCCCCGAGUAUGACACCAAGGAGACGGAGCAUACGCUAUACACGGAUAGAUGGUGCCUUGGGAUCCUAGUCUGGCAGGUCAUCUGCGAACGCUUCCCUCAUGGGAUAAAAUAUCCCGUCGAUUUCGAUAACCAGGAUGACACUCAGAAAAUUCGUGAUCGCCUCAAAAAAAACAUAGAACCGGGUGAAUUCCCGGCAGGGCCAGCCCUGCCGUCUGAACUCGUCAGUGAGCUGAGAGCGUGCUGGAACACCAAUCCUGAGGAGCGCCCGACGCCUACGAGGGUAGCAAGCGUGCUCUCUGACACCCUUUUGCGCCUGAAACGAAACCGCGACGAGCUGCUUGCCCUAACGCAGCAACCCGAUCCAGAUAUGCUAGGGGAGGGAUCAUCUGAAGCCGCAAGGAGACAGGUCGCGUCGCGCGUGAAUCAGGAAAGGAAAGCUCAUUCCGCCAGAGAGAAGCAGGAGAGAAAAGCCAGGCGCAAGAAGAAGAAUAAGUUAAAAGACAACAGACAGCCAAAUGGCAAGGAGAAAAUACCCGCGGACAUCAUCAAACCGCUACUCCGGGCAACAGAUGCCGAGUGCGCAUAUCUCGUCGGCGCUAGUAUCUGGUGGGACCUGCUCGAUGAGAAGACACUUAAACUCCUAGCCAGCUCCCGCGUCUCCGACUACCUAACCACGACCACCAGCGGUCAGAGAGCAGAGUUAUCCUUGACCUUCCUCCACCAGGCUGUGCGGGGCGGAUGCGUGGAUGGAUAUUUGGAGAUGCACAAGGCGUACGCGCUCUUGUCGGAACUGUGCAUGGAGAAUCACACGAAGGCACUUGAGGCAAAAGGUUCCCAGUCUGCCGACCUCACAGACUAA
Ilyonectria robusta is the source of this 1779-nucleotide messenger RNA. Its product is annotated as kinase-like domain-containing protein. Gene Ontology annotation, molecular function: ATP binding; protein kinase activity. The record is from RefSeq and is a predicted model, not a curated record. The transcript is spliced from 5 exons. Lineage: Eukaryota; Fungi; Ascomycota; Sordariomycetes; Hypocreales; Nectriaceae. Gene Ontology annotation, biological process: protein phosphorylation. Bases 1 to 1779 code for a protein of 592 amino acids.